GGUUCCGUUGCCCAGAGGUCCUCUUCUAGCCAACGAUCCUUCCUGUGCGUUGAUCGUGGAUAAGACACUUAGAAGAAGAAAAGAUGACACGAAGAUGGUUAGCUGCAAGAUGACUGACAUAAAUUUCUUUUUAGGAGGAAAAUGGAAUCUAUCAUGAAGAAUCCGGGAUGAAGACAUAGGCCCACAGUGUAAAAGAGGUACCCUGGGGUAUGUAAUGAGUGAGGUUGAGGAUGGCAAGCCAUUCAGCCAAGUCGUUAAUGCUGCUAAAAGCCUUGGCUACACUGAACCGAACCAGAUAUGAAGUUGGCAUCCAAGAAGUUCCAAAAGAUUCUGCAUUGGGAAGAUUAAGAGGAAGUGAUGAUGUGGUAGAGAUAUACAAUCGUUGUUACGAGAAACAACCUUUGGUUAUCCAAGGUGCUGGAGCAGAAAAUGAUACCACAGCAGCUGCUGUCCUAGCUGAUAUCCUUGACAUUCAAGAUUUAUUCCCUUAUAAUACACUGAGAUACAAACAUUCGAUCCUCAAAGGAUGA
Molecule: messenger RNA, 530 nt
Organism: Solanum stenotomum
Lineage: Eukaryota; Viridiplantae; Streptophyta; Magnoliopsida; Solanales; Solanaceae
Product: homoserine dehydrogenase-like
Exons: 4
Coding region: 231-530 (99 amino acids)
Biological process (GO): aspartate family amino acid biosynthetic process
Molecular function (GO): aspartate kinase activity; homoserine dehydrogenase activity
Source: RefSeq, a predicted model, not a curated record